AUGCCAAGUUUUUCAUGUGAUAAUUGUGGUGAUAUUUUAGAGAAAAAGAAAUUAGCAUUCCAUAGAUGCAAUAGUCGUCGUACUGAUUAUUCAUGUGUACAAUGUUCAGGUAGAUUCUCACUGGAAUCCAGUAAAGCACAUUCAAUUUGCAUAUCUGAAGAACAAAAAGUUCAAGGUAAAUUAUAUAGAGGUCCAAGAAAUGGAAAUAAUAAUAAUAAUAAAAAUAAUAAUAAUAAUAAUAAUAAUAAUAAUAAUAACAAUAAUAAUAAUAAUAAUAAAAGAAAGUUAGAAGAAAAUAAAAAAGAAGAAGCAAAGAAAAAGAAAAAAGUUGAAUCAUCAGAUUCAUCAGAUUCAUCUUCAUCAGAUUCAUCAUCAAGUGAAAGUGAAGAUGAAAAGAAAAAGAAAAAAGAAAUUAAAAAAGUUGAAACUAAAAAACCAAUUAAAAAAGUUGAAUCAUCAGAUUCAUCAGAUUCAGAUUCAUCAGAUUCAUCAAGUGAGGAUGAAAAGAAAAAGAAAGAUAAUAAAAAAGUUGAAACUAAAAAAGUUGAAACUAAAAAAGUUGAAACUAAAAAAGUUGAAACUAAAAAAGAAGAAUCAUCCGAUUCAGAUUCAUCUGAUUCAGAUUCAUCAUCAAGUGAAAGUGAAAGUGAAGAUGAAAAGAAAAAAAAAGACACUAAAAAAGUUGAAAUUAAAAAAGAAGAAUCAGAGUCAGAAUCAAGUGAAAGUGAAAGUGAAGAUGAAAAUAAAGAUAAUAAAAAAGUUGGAACAAAAAAAGAAGAAUCAUCCGAUUCAGAUUCAUCAUCAAGUGAAAGUGAAAGUGAAGAUGAAAAGAAAAAGAAAAAUAAUAAAAAAGUUGAAGCUAAAAAAGAAGAGUCAUCAGAUUCAGAAUCAGAAUCAGAAUCAGAAUCAUCAUCAUCAUCAUCAUCAUCAUCAAGCGAAAGUGAAAGUGAAGAUGAAAAGAAAAAGAAAGAUUCUAAAAAAGUUGAAACUAAAAAAGAAGGAUCAUCAGAUUCAGAAUCAUCAAGUGAAAGUGUGGAAGAUGAAAAGAUGGAUAUUGAAAAGGUUGAAAUUAAAAAAGAAGAGUCAUCAGAUUCAGAAUCUUCAUCACCAGCAUCAAGUGAAAGUAAGGAGGAAGAAAAGAUGGAUAUUGAAAAAGAAGAAACAAAAAAAGAAGAAUCAUCAUCAUCAUCAAGCGAAAGUGAGGAGGAACAAAAGAAAUCUAAAAAAGAAGAUUCAGAUUCAGAUGAAUCAAGUGAAGACGAAAAGAAAAAAGAAGAAUCAUCAUCAUCAAGUGAAAGUGAAGAUGAAAAGAAAAAAGAAGAUUCGGAUUCAGAAUCAAGUGAAGACGAAAAGAAAAAAGAAGAUUCAGAUUCAUCAUCAUCAAGUGAAAGUGAAGAUGAGGAUAAAAAGAAAAAGGAUUCAUCAUCAAGUGAAAGUGAAAGUGAAAAAGAAUCUGAUUCAUCAUCAUCAUCGAGCGAAUCCGAUUCAAGCUCUAGCUCCGAUUCAGAUUCCUCUUCAUCAUCUUCCUCUUCCUCUUCUUCAUCAUCUUCCAGUGAAUCAGAGUCUGAAUCAGACUCUGAAUAA
Messenger RNA from Dictyostelium discoideum AX4, 1584 nucleotides. RefSeq lists its product as hypothetical. Lineage: Eukaryota; Evosea; Eumycetozoa; Dictyosteliales; Dictyosteliaceae. The record is from RefSeq and is a predicted model, not a curated record. The coding region runs from base 1 to 1584 and encodes 527 amino acids. Gene Ontology annotation, cellular component: nucleus. Gene Ontology annotation, molecular function: DNA binding. The transcript has a single exon.